UUAAGCUGUGCAAAUUAAAAGUUAAAUGCACAUACACAAUCCUCUCUGAAAACAUAUAUAGCACAAACAACACCACACUCAGGAGUGGACAACAAUUAUUUAAAUUAUUUCAUUUAUAUCUUUUGUAUUUAAUUAUAUUUUAUGCAAUCUAUUCAUCAUAACCCUUUCCCCCCUCGUAUUUGUUCUUCUCUUGGAGUGAGCACCAUUUGAUGUUUGUUGUUCUUGGUGUGUUGUACACUGUGUACCUGAACAUCAUGUGUACAAAGACAAACAACUGGAAAAUGGACAAAGAAAGUGACUGUAUGAAAAUACAUAUUGUUAUGUUGUUGAAAAUAAAUAUAAAAAGUGAGUUAAAAAAAUAAUUAAAAAGUUCGAUGCAGAAGUACAGCAGCCCCUCGCAACUUUUAUAUUAACAUAUUUGUUAAUUGUAUAUCCUUGAGUUGGGUAAGCUAUAAAAUAAUGAACAAUGAUCUCUUCUGAGAAUAAAAAGCAACACUGAGCACAAAUCCAUCACAGAGAUUACAGUACAAGAUGCACAGGACUGAAAGCUGCUCAUGAUACUCGUCAUUCAAAACAAAUACAGUACAUUUAACUACAACGGGCACUCGGUAGAGCGCAUACCUUCGCAUAUCACAAGAUUGGGCAUUGAAUUAUGAACAUUUUGGCAUUAGUUGCAUGCCAAUUGGAUACAAAUUGACCGUGCUAUGGUAAAAAGAAGAUUUUGACCUUUUAAUGACCUUGAACUUUGACCCGAUCGAUCCCAAAAUCUAAUCAAAUGGUCCCCGGAUAAUAACCAAUCAUCCCACCAAAUUUCAUGCGAUUCGGUUCAAUACUUUUUGAGUUAUGCGAGUAACACGCAUACAAAUAAAUAAAUAAAUAUAUACACGGCGAUCAAAACAUAACCUUCCGCAUUUUCAAUGCGAAGGUAAUAAUAAAGAACGGGCAGAUCUUGCAAACCCGUCUGUGUUUAAGAGGCGAACCGAAAACAACAUCUGGUGAGCGAUGCCGGUCCGUCUCCUCCCUCUUUAUCCUCCCUCUGCUCAUGAGACUGAGCCUCCUGCAUCCUCGCUCUGCUCGAUUCUGGACCAUAAAUCACAAGAAGACGUGUUCUGGCUCGGAAGAUCGGCCCUCUGGUAGCGAAACGGGAUGAAUUACAGCGUCUUAAGAAAUGCAUGAGCAUAAUUACGAGAGAUGAUUCAAGAUGUUCCUUCUGGGAGGCGCAGAAGGAGUGUUUAUUGUCUGAGACCAGAGAGGCCUGUGGUGCAGCAGUGAACUCUGGAUCUUGUGUUAAAGAACGUUUGCAGUUAAAACGAAUCGUUCGACAUCAAUAAGUCAUCAUUUAGAUUUUAUGUUCAUAUACGUUGGAUUGUUUUAUGGUUUCACUCGGUCCCCGAAGAGACAUUUUGAAGCCUGGAUUUGUUUCUUGAAUCCUAUCUUUGUCUCCUGGAAAAUCCAUGCUUCAAAACAAACACCGGACUUUCGCCCAGGAGACCACUGUUUGGAUCUCGUGCAAAGAAAAAGAGAAGUAAAUAAUAACACAUUUUGUCACGUCAGUUAUUUGAGUUUCUUGCUCAGGGGCACUUCAGCAGGGUGCAACACCGGGCUUAUAUACCCAAGAAGUCCAAUUGAGGAACAUCCACAUUCAUUACGUCGAGGCUCAGUGUCAACAUAAUCCAAUUUUCAUCUUGAGCCUGAUGCUAAUCUGCAGCUCUGGAAGGGUUUAAUUAUGAGUCAGCUGUAGUUCCUGGAAGAAACGGAGAUGUAAGUGCAUGAAGGGCUCUUGUAAUGAUGAUGGUUCAGAGGACAGCGAGUGAACGCUUUUGUUUCCUGGUUUUUCGUUUCUCUUUCUCCGUAUUUAUUUCCCUUUUCUUAUGUGAGCUGGUGGUGUAACGCUCAGGAGAGGCAGCGCAGUGUCUAAGCCCCUUUUUAACCGUUGUACAAUUAGGUCUUUUUUAUUCUAUCAUACAGCCGGGCGACGUCAUCUGACAAAACUGUUUAUCUUUAUUUCACAGAUUCAACUCAUUCCGCAAAACAAAAUAAAGCUUCAAGCAUAAAACCAUCUGUUAUGUUCAAGACAAUUUGCAUCGACGUGACAAUUUUCCAAAUCCAAUUUAUCAAAAUUUGCCGGCUUCAUUUUUUUGCCGUCUCCAUCCACGUCCUCCUUCCUCACCGUUCCGUCUCAUUGUAAACAUUGUAAACAGCCGAACAUGCGCCCCGGUGAAACACAGGAGAGUAGUUGCCCGCGGGUCAUCCUCCCAUGCACGUUAAACGGCACUCGCAGGUUCUAUGGAGACGGCACCGAUGACGCACUGGCUAUUUUUAGACAUAAGUGGCCUGAAUUACCAUUUAACAAGUGCAGUUUUGCCAGCACAGUGGGGCUGCACCAGUCAGUUAGAUAUUCAUCCCGACGAAUAGAAGAAUAUCUGUCUUCUUGUCAACAAUGAAGAAAUGAGUUGGUUCACUAAGCUAUGGCAUGUUUGGGAGGUGUCACCCUGUUCCAGUGAAGGAGGUCUACACCUACGAUGUCUCCCCGUCUGUAGUGCAGCGCUUCAGGACGCUGCUGGAGAAGCUGUCCUACAGAGGCUUGACCUGGGGAGAUGACGCCACUCAGCAGGUUCUGUUAAAGGAGCUGUCCAAACUGAGGAGGGUUCCCUACAGGCCGCAGCAGAGUGGAGCUGCGUACACCACCGACAGAAGGCCGGUAGCUGAAGUGAUGGACCCAGUAGACCAGAGGGUGAAGCCCGUGGAGGUGGAGCUCAGCAGGAACCUGCAGACGUACCUCCAACGUCUCGGCCUCCUUCCCAAGACGUUGUCUGCCGCCAGUCUGAGCCCCCAGGGCAAGAGCGACCGUUUCCAGUCGGGCAUCCCCGCGGACUUCUACCGCCCCAAGCCCAAGAUCUCGUCUCAGAAGCCGCCUUCCUCCCCUCUGCCGGGCCAGAGACCCCCGGGCGCCCAGCUCCUCGCCACGCAGGCCGAGGGCGACCUUCUCCUGGGCGCCCUGAGGCGCUAUCUCUCCGGGCGCCUGAGCCCGCACGGCGGGAGGGCGGGCCCCGAGGAGCCCGAGACCCGCCCGAGGCCCUUCUACAGCGCGGCCGAAAACCCCGGGCUCCAGAAGGACACCGCGAAAUCCAGAGUUUUGAAGUCGGGGAGAACUCAAGGGGCUUCGGCCCGGGACCCCCUGACGUCCGUGGACGAGAGGUUCAUCGCCAACGUCCUGAAGAGCGUCGGCCGGCACCACGUGGACGUGGACGGCCUGACGCCGCAGGACCUGGGCCAGCUGUCCGGCCUCAUCGCCGAUGCCCUGCAGGUGGUGGACCGGGACAAGGGUCCGAACGGGGGCGUGACCCGCGUCAGACCGGGGCCUCGAGACCUCGGGGAGGAAGACGAAGAAGAAGAAGAGGAGGAGGAGGAGGAGGCUGUUGGGGAUGACGGAGAGGAGAAGUUGCUCCAGGACGCCGCGACACUGAAACCACAGGAGAGCGUUCACACGGCGCCGGCAGCACUUCAAGAGCGCCACACGGAUGCAGAGGAGAGUAAUAUGAAGGACAAGCCCGAUGGUGGAAUCCUCUUCACCAAGCUCCUCGCCUACCUGGACGACAGCUCCUUCAGCGGCGCCCCCUCGGCCCUCGGCCGCCGGGCGGGCCAGGAGAACGUCCAGAGCCGGACCAGCGCGGCGGCGGUGACGGUGCAGAAGAAGGCCGCCACCCAGUCGGUGGAGGAGGUGGCGGAGGUGCAGGGCUGGAUCAAGGACGUGGCUCCGCCUCCCGCUGCGCUCGUGUACGAGGAGCCGCACAAGAAGAUGAUGCACGCUCCCGAACUUCAGCUGGACGUCAAAGCCGGAGGGAAGAAGGCGGAGGAGGACGUCUUCGGCUACGUCAUCACCGACACGGAUGGACUCCAGACAGACGAAGGCCUCCAACUGAUGGGGAUCCUGGCUCGCAGGGCUAGAAUCCAGAUGACCGACUUCGCCGAGCUCUCCGUGGUGGGCCCCGCUGUGACCUUCAAAGUGAGCCCGAACACUCACAACGUCAGCACCGCAGAUGUGGCCAACGUGGCAGUUGAGCAGAAAGAAUCUCUGGAGAAGGAAGCGAAGCUCAGCAUCCUGGAGGCCGGCGUCACCGACGGCAGCCGCAUCGACCAGAUCCCCACCAAGUUCAGCCGGGCGGAGUCCACCAAGUUCCUGGCGCUCACCGUGGCGUCGCUGCUGUGCAUCGCCGCCGUGCUGCUGGCCUCCAGCGCCGUCUACUGCCUCCGCCACCGCUCGCACCACAAGCUCAAGGAGAAGCUCACCGGCCUGGGCGGCGACGCCGGCGGCGGCGACGCCACCGCCACCUAUCAGGAGCUAUGUCGGCAGCGCAUGGCGGUCAAGCCGCCGUCGGAGCGCCCGGAGCCCGCGUCCUCCCGCAUCAACAGCGUGUCGUCUCAGUUCAGCGACGGCGGUCCGACCGUGAGCCCGUCGGCGAGGAGCAGCGUCUCCUCCUGGAGCGAAGAGCCCGCCCACUCCAACAUGGACAUCUCCACGGGUCACAUGAUCCUGUCCUACAUGGAGGACCACAUGAAGAACAAGGACCGGCUGGAGAAGGAGUGGGAGGCGCUGGGCACCUACCAGGCCGAGCCCAACGCCUGCACCGCCGGCCUGAAGGACGGCAACGCCAAGAAGAACCGCUCCGCCGCCGUCGUGGCGUAUGAUCACUCCAGAAUCACCUUGAAGGUGGAGAACAGCCAAGGCAACUCUGAUUACAUCAACGCCAGCCCCAUCAUGGACCACGAUCCCCGGAACCCGGCUUACAUCGCCACUCAAGGCCCUCUGCCCUCCACCGUGGCUGAUUUCUGGCAGAUGGUGUGGGAGAACGGCUGCGUGGUCAUCGUGAUGCUGACGCCGCUGGUGGAGAGCGGCGUGAAGCAGUGCUACCACUACUGGCCCGACGAGGGCUCCAACCUGUACCACAUCUACGAGGUGAACCUUGUGUCCGAGCACAUCUGGUGCGACGACUUCCUGGUGCGCAGCUUCUACCUGAAGAACAUGCAGACCAACGAGACGCGCACCGUCACGCAGUUCCACUUCCUGACCUGGCUCAACCGGAACGUGCCGGAGACGAGCCGCACGCUGCUCGACUUCCGCAGAAAAGUUAACAAGUGCUACCGCGGACGCUCGUGUCCCAUCAUCGUCCACUGCAGCGACGGUGCGGGAAGAAGUGGGACGUACGUCCUGAUCGACAUGGUCCUCAACAAGAUGGCGAAAGGUGCCAAGGAGAUUGAUAUUGCUGCGACUCUGGAGCACCUGCGGGACCAGAGGCCGGGAAUGGUUCAGACCAAGGACCAAUUUGAGUUUGCGUUGACGGCCGUCGCGGAGGAGGUGAACGCCAUCCUGAAAGCUCUCCCGCAAUAGGAGGAGCAGGAGGAGCAGGAGGAGCUCCCCGAUGGACCUCCUCCUCCGUCUCCUUCUGGAGGACCGGGCUUAUGAUUUCCCUCCGUUUGCUCCCUCGUUCUCCAUCCCAGACGUUUCCUUUCCUCCCACCCGUCCGGUCUUAUCACCUCGUCUCCUCGUCUCCUCCCCCCUUCCUCUCCUCGUUGCUUCUCCUCCCUCACUCAUCCUUCUUCAUUUCCUCCUUUUACUCUGCCCUUCAUUCCCUCGUGUCUCCUCUCCUCUGACCUCCACUUCUCGCCUUCUUCCUCCUCCUUCUCUUCCUCCUCCUCCUCUUCCUCCUUCUUAGUAAACAUUGAACUCGCCCUGUACAUAGAUGUAGACGUUAGAUUAAGAAGAAGAAAAAUAUAUAUAUAAUAAUUUCUGUGGUACAUGAAUCAUGGUUUCCUCUGUGUGUGUUUGUGUGUGUGUGUGUGUGUGUGUGUGGCGGUGAUCACCGGUUCUUCUGUAUUGAUGUUUCUAGGAUUAAUUUGUUCUCAAAAAUAAAUGUUUUAAAAAAUGUAAAAAACUCGCUGAAACUGGAUGUGAGGUGAAAAUUAUAUAUAUAUACUAUAUAUAUAUAUAUCAAUUUCUUUUUUCAGUGUGAAUUCUCUCAGAGCAGAAGCAAUAUAAUCGUUAUCUCGCGACCGCCUUAAUUAAAACGGACGACGUCAGCGUGGGAACGCUUCCCCUUUUUUAUUUUAGAAGGGAAAAAAUCCCUCCUAUAAAAAAGAGAAGAAGAGAAAUCCCUCCUAUAAAAAAGAGAAGAAGAGAAAUCCCUCCUAUAAAAAAGAGAAGAAGAGUAAUCCCUCCUAUAAACCCCCAUGCGGCCUUCGAUAAAGAUUCCCUCAGCCCAAAAGUUUGUCUCCUUGACGAGACGCCAUCGAUCCGCCUGAACGCUGGAAUACAGCCGGGAAAAAAGAAGAAGAAGAAGAAAGAAACGACAGAAGAGAAGAGUCUCGCUCCGGCCGGCGGUUCUCGAUUCGUUGUUCCACUUUGUUUCAUUUCUGGUCAGCUGGUUUUCCCAGAAGCACAUUUUGUUUUUGGACGUUUAUUUAUUAAGAUCCUAAAAAAAAUCUCUUCAAUCUAUUAAAGUAACGGCGGCCGAGAAAACGUUGGUGGAAGUCCAGCGGGAAGUAGAAGAGAGACGGUGUUACCCUGUGUGUGUGUGUGUGUGUGUGUGUGUGCGGUCACAUCCAUCAUCUAAAUGCCUUUUGUGAAAAUCGGCUCGAUUUCACGACUUUUAAUCGGCUCCACGCCCCGUGGCCCUCGCCUCGUGGCGCUCGAAGCUGAAGCUGACGCAGCAGGCCGGAGGCGAGUUGAUGGAGUCGACCUCACGGGGGUGGAGCUCGGGGUGGAGCUCGUACCCAAAGAUCCCGUAUGUUCUCACAUGUGGAAACACACGGAACGGCGUUGAGGAUUUAAAUGACCUGAAUCUUCACCGCCAGCUUUAUUUUUAUGCCAGGAAAAACUCAACUUCAAAUUAUUGCGUUUUUCUUUCGCAGCUUUUGAGACGCUCAGUCGGUCAUUUCCCAUCUCCAUCGCCCGCUGCACUAACUCUGUACAUAACCCCCCCCCCCCCCCACACACACACACACACAAAAACAACAGAAGAUAUUUUGUUCUAUUGGUGUAAACAACAUGUGAAUAAAGUCUCAUCGUUGUCAUGCA
Molecule: messenger RNA, 7075 nt
Organism: Pseudoliparis swirei
Lineage: Eukaryota; Metazoa; Chordata; Actinopteri; Perciformes; Liparidae
Product: receptor-type tyrosine-protein phosphatase N2-like
Exons: 22
Coding region: 2474-5389 (971 amino acids)
Biological process (GO): protein dephosphorylation
Cellular component (GO): secretory granule
Molecular function (GO): protein tyrosine phosphatase activity
Source: RefSeq, a predicted model, not a curated record